UUUGGAGCGGCUGAGUUCACGGAGCGGCGGCUGGAGGAGGGGGCCCGCAGCCACUGUUUCACAAAAUACUCCGUACUGGCUUUACAUCCGGAGUGUCCGCCGCUUUCCCCGCGCGACCCGCUCCAGUUUUAUCCUUUAAGAAUUUUAUCGCUUUUAUUAAUUUAUUGUAGUUUAUGGUUUACACUCCGGGAGGGCAGAAAUGGCGGCCAACAUGUACCGGGUCGGAGAUUACGUCUUCUUCGAGAACUCCUCCAGUAACCCUUACCUGAUCCGCCGGAUAGAAGAGCUGAAUAAGACGGCCAGCGGAAAUGUGGAGGCCAAAGUCGUGUGUUUUUACAGAAGAAGAGACAUCUCACACAGCCUCAUUCAGCUCGCAGACAAACACGCGAAGGAGCUGGAGGAGGAGAAGGAGAGCCCCACAGAGACAGAACUCACAGACAAACAGAAACACCAGCUUCGUCACAGAGAACUCUUCCUCUCACGGCAGUACGAAAGUCUACCCGCCACGCACAUCAGAGGGAAAUGCAGCGUGGCUUUAUUGAACGAGACUGAAGCUGUUCUCUCGUAUCUCGACAAAGAGGACACAUUUUUCUAUUCGCUGGUGUACGAUCCCACACAGAAGACGCUGCUCGCCGAUAAAGGGGAGAUCCGGGUGGGCCCUCGAUUUCAGGCCGAUGUACCGGAGAUGCUACAAGAAGGUGAGGAGGACGAGAGGGACCAGUCAAAACUCGAAGAGAAACUGUGGGACCCCGAGUGUCCCCUCACCAACAAACAGAUCGACCAAUUCCUGGUGGUGGCACGGGCGGUGGGGACGUUUGCUCGCGCUCUGGACUGCAGCAGCUCAGUCAGACAGCCCAGUUUACACAUGAGCGCGGCGGCGGCCUCUAGAGACAUCACACUGUUUCACGCGAUGGACACUCUUCACCGCCACAACUACGACCUCUCGAGUGCCCUGAGCGUGCUGGUGCCCGCGGGGGGUCCGGUCCUCUGUCGAGACGAGAUGGAGGAGUGGAGCGCUUCGGAGGCCGCCAUGUUCGAGGAGGCGCUCGAGAAGUACGGCAAAGACUUCAACGACAUACGGCAAGACUUUCUGCCCUGGAAGUCUCUGACCAGUAUCAUAGAGUACUACUACAUGUGGAAGACUACCGACAGAUAUGUGCAACAGAAGAGACUGAAGGCGGCGGAGGCAGAGAGCAAACUGAAGCAGGUCUAUAUACCCACAUAUAACAAGCCGAACCCAAACCAGAUCUCGAUGACCAACGGGAAGAUGGCGACGGUGAACGGAGCGGGGCCCGGGGCCUUCCACACAGCGGGCGGCGGGAGAGCCUGCGAGAGCUGCUACACGAUGCAGUCGGCGCAGUGGUACUCCUGGGGCCCUCCCAACAUGCAGUGCCGUCUGUGCGUGUCCUGCUGGAUGUACUGGAAGAAGUACGGGGGUCUGAAGAUGCCGAGCAGAGCCGAGGGGUCCGAGGAGAGAACAUCACCCACCCCCACUGGCAAUGUAAGCGUCAAGGAGCCUCGUGCGCGGGGUCACGUAGCGCGUCAGUCCAAUCACAUGGUCCCGAUGCGAAACAGCGGCAGCCCCAAAUCGUCGAUGAAGACCAAGCAGGCCUUCCUCCUGCAGGCCACCCGCCUCACCAAACUGGCCCGCCACAUGUGCCGCGACAUCAUCAAGCUGCGCCGCGCCGCACGCAGACCCUUUGUGCCCAUUAACUGUGGCGCCGUAAAGGCAGAGUGUAAGAGCUCCUUUAAUUCCUCCUAACUGCUGCCACAUGGACACACACCUCACCUCACCAGUCUGUUUUUAUUAUUGUUAUAUUAUUAUUUUGUUUUUGUAUCUCCCGCCCCAGUUCCAAUAAAGACUGCCUGUCCUCAUCCUGA
Messenger RNA from Boleophthalmus pectinirostris (great blue-spotted mudskipper), 1881 nucleotides. RefSeq names its product metastasis associated 1 family, member 3 (gene mta3). Gene Ontology annotation, cellular component: NuRD complex; nucleoplasm. Gene Ontology annotation, biological process: negative regulation of transcription by RNA polymerase II. Gene Ontology annotation, molecular function: histone deacetylase binding; transcription corepressor activity; chromatin binding. The record is from RefSeq and is a predicted model, not a curated record. The coding region runs from base 200 to 1762 and encodes 520 amino acids. Lineage: Eukaryota; Metazoa; Chordata; Actinopteri; Gobiiformes; Gobiidae. The transcript is spliced from 14 exons.